Molecule: messenger RNA, 6409 nt
Organism: Salarias fasciatus (jewelled blenny)
Lineage: Eukaryota; Metazoa; Chordata; Actinopteri; Blenniiformes; Blenniidae
Gene: col16a1
Product: collagen, type XVI, alpha 1
Exons: 70
Coding region: 238-5046 (1602 amino acids)
Biological process (GO): extracellular matrix organization
Molecular function (GO): extracellular matrix structural constituent conferring tensile strength
Source: RefSeq, a predicted model, not a curated record
UCCUUUCUUUCUCAGUGGAAGGAAGGGGAAAAAAACUCGGGGGGGAGAAACAAGAAAAAAGUCCAAACUGGAUUACAUUUGGUUGCAUCUGCCUGCGUGAUUUCUGUCCUGGACCUCGGUUACGCACAGGUUUUCAUUAAUGGAUUAAUGCGCUGGUUAAAUUGCGGAUCUGCCUGAAGCUGAAGCUGGUGGCUUAGGUGAGGUGAAUCGAGGCGGCGUUUGAAGAGGGGUGAAACCAUGUGGCUGCUCUGCACCUCUCUGACUCUGCUGGCGCUCGGCUUCGGAUCAUGUGACAUGCUGACGUCGGAGCAAGACGUCCUUUGCCCAUCCUUACAAGUGGAUGAUUGGAAGUUUCCCCAGACGACCAGGGACAAUAUCACAGGCUUUAAUCUGGUGAGGCGAUUCUCCCUCCUCAAGAAUACAGAUGUCAAGAAGAUCCGCAACCCUCGAGGAUCCGUCAUCCUUCGCCUGGGCAAGACAGCGCUCAUCCAACCUACGGAGCAGGUGUUCCCUCACGGCCUGCCCGAGGAGUUCACGCUGAUCUUCACCCUGGCGUUGAAGAAGACCGCCCUGAGGGACACCGUCUACCUCUUUCAGAUAUCCGAUCCGCAGGGAUACCCACAGCUCUCCGUCGACCUGAACGGCGCCGAUGGCACCCUGUCCCUUCGGGCCAAAUCGGCCGACCCCGCCGAAGACCUCGUGAGCUGCGUUUUCAACGGGGAGGGCGUGGGAGCCCUGAUGGACCUGCGCUGGCACAAGCUGGCCCUCAGCGUGCAGCACGGGGCCGUCUCUCUCCACGUGGACUGCAACUCCAUCGAGACCAAGCCCCUGGAGCCCCACUUCGUUCCGGCAACUGAGGGACACUUGCUGCUGGGGAUUCGGGCUUCAGACGCUAGACCCGCACAUCUGGACAUUCAACAGGUGAUGCUGUACUGCGACCCUUCGCUUGCCAUGCAGGAGGCCUGCUGUGAGAUACCAGGGGCUCGGUGUCCUCCCGAUGCGUCCAAGAGCCGCCGCGCCGCUGAAAACGACCUGCUGGACAACACCUUCAGCCAGCAGGACAUUUUUGCAUCCAAGGAUCUUUCAGAAAAAGUGGUGAACUUCGGUGGGGUUGCCGGGCUGAAAGGGGAAAAAGGCGACCGGGGCGACGCCUGUUCUGGCUCACAUUCAGGCCCGUGCACGGAGGGACCCAAGGGCCAGAAGGGAGACAAAGGCGAGCCGGCGACGCCCGGCAACUGGGGCGAAGCAGCUCAGCACAAGGGAGAAAAAGGUCGGAAGGGAGACAUGGGUCCACAGGGUCUGACAGGCACACCGGGGAAGGAUGGUCGAGCAGGGUCCAUCUGUGUGGUCGGCCCCAAGGGACAGAAGGGCGCUCCGGGCACGGUGGGUCCUGAAGGGUUGGCCGGGGAACCGGGGAAGCCGGGACUUCCAGGCCUGCCAGGAAUUGGAAAGCCAGGUCCUCCUGGUGAACCGGGCGGUCCGAAGGGAGACAAGGGCGAUGCGGGACCUUCAGGAGAAGAUGGAUCGCCAGGAGAUCCAGGGCCAAGAGGACCGCCGGGGACUAAAGGAGAGAAGGGUGACCCCUGCGAAGUGUGCCCGGUGCUGCCCGCAGACGGGUCAGGCACGGUAGCGGUACGAGGGCCGCCGGGGCCUAAAGGAGAUCCCGGAUUACCAGGGAUAGGAGAGAGGGGGCUGCCUGGGCCUCAAGGUGCAGAUGGCACGGCAGGACAGAAGGGAGAACCAGGAUCAGGUGGCAGCAAAGGAGAAAAGGGCGAGCCAUGCUCCGUGUGCCCCACUCUGGGAGAGCUGCCUCCGAACCUGCAGCCCAACGUACAAACGCAGCAACAGAAAGGCGUCAAGGGAGAGCCUGGGAUCGGACUGAAGGGCGAGCCGGGUGAGCCGGGAAAUAUGGGAUCACCUGGCCUUAACGGAGAGAAGGGGGAUGCAGGCAGUAAAGGAGCCGAUGGGAAGCCGGGAAAACCUGGACAGAGGGGACUUUCCGGCAAGGAUGGACUCAAAGGUGCAAAGGGAGAACAGGGAAUUCCUGGUCUCAGUGUUCCGGGCCUAAAGGGUGAGAAGGGCGAGUGCGGUGUGUGUCAGUCGUCAGAGGUCGGCAGCGGACCCACCCAAUCGAAAUGGCCUGAUUCAGCCACCGGCAAACCAGGGGAACCAGGUCCUCCGGGGCUGCCUGGACCUCCAGGGCUCGGGGCUGACGGUAAACAGGGUCCACCAGGACUGGUUGGCGCUAAAGGAGAAAAGGGCGAACAAGGAAACCAAGGAGAAAAUGGAUUGGGUGGACCUCCAGGUGCUCCAGGACUGCCUGGAGAGCCGGGUCGCGAUGGCUUAAUGGGCUUGAAGGGAGAGAAGGGCGAUGCCUGUACCAGCUGUCCUUCCUCUGACACUGUGGCGGGCGACGGCGUCGCUGUGCCGGGCCCCAAGGGGGAGCGAGGGGAUCCUGGUCCUCCAGGAGAGGGGAAGCCGGGCAGAAACGGAAAACCAGGUUUGCCAGGUGUUCAGGGGCUGGUCGGUCCCAAGGGAAGCAAGGGGGAGGCCGGGGCUGCUGGAGUCGGGCUUCAAGGACCACAAGGGACUGAAGGACCCAGAGGACUCCCAGGACUUCCUGGGCCUGCUGGGGUCAGCGGACUGCCUGGCCCUGCUGGCACAGAGGGGAAGAAGGGACCCAAAGGUGAUCCUGGACUUCCUGGACCACAGGGUCCACAGGGUGUUGGAGCAGCAGGACCCCCGGGCAGAGACGGAGCUCCCGGCUCUGCAGGACAGCCGGGACCUGAAGGCAGACCCGGACUUGAUGGAGCCAAAGGGGACAAGGGCGAACCUGGAGAGUGCAGCUGCGUACCGCCGGGGCACAUGGGUGCUGGCGGACCAGGAGCUCCAGGAACUCCAAUAAGCACGUGGCAGCCCGGGCCUCAGGGCCCUCCAGGACCUCCCGGCCCUCCUGGUCCCCCGGGGCCGCAGGGACUCAUUGGAGUCCAGGGACCUCAGGGUAUCCCCGGAAACGACGGGAUACCGGGGAACCCGGGUUUGCCUGGAAAAAGCGCUUCUACUGGGACACACAACCUGCCCCGAGACUCCCCUGGAGUUCCUGGUGAUGAGGCCUGUGAAGGGGGCUGUUCGCCAGGGUCCCCGGGGGUGCCAGGUAUGGUUGGUGCCAAGGGAGAAAAAGGAGACGAGGGCAAACCUGGUGUCACCACCUUGGACAGCUGUGACAGGUGUUUGGACAGACUGAGGAGUGAACAGGCGACACAGGCAGUGGGAGAUCGGUCCUGCACAGGAUCGCCAGGAAUUCCAGGAACGCCUGGACCGCCGGGAAUACAAGGAGAGCGAGGCUUCAAUGGAGAAAGAGGCCCAGCUGGGAUACCAGGCAGCAUCGGUCCUCCUGGUUUCCCCGGUCCUCAGGGCCCAUCUGGUUCACCUGGUCAGCAGGGCGAGCGAGGGGAGCCCGGCCUCGCGGGCAUGAAGGGCGAGCAGGGCGCUCCGGGGACACCUGGAUAUCCAGGAACGAUGGGGCUGCCUGGACUGCCUGGACUGAAGGGCGAGCGAGGAACCCCGGGAAGCGGCGGGCUGAAAGGCGAAUCGGGUCCUCCCGGCAGCCCCGGCUAUCAAGGACAGGCGGGCCCACCGGGCAUUAAAGGAGACACGGGCCCCGCGGGGCCUGCUGGUCCCAAAGGAGAUCAGGGUUUCCAAGGACAGCCGGGUUUCUCAGGACCACCGGGUGCUCCAGGUCCUCCUGGUAAGAGUGGAAGGGAAGGAUCUUCUGGCCUUAAAGGGGACAAGGGCAACGAUGGAGCUACAGGCUCUCAGGGGUCAACUGGACCCCCCGGCUCUCCUGGCUCCCCCGGCUUGAUGGGCCCCCCGGGCAUCGAGGGGAUGGAUGGAAAAGAUGGGAAACCAGGACUGCGGGGAGAGGCGGGCCCCCCGGGGCCGGCAGGACCACGAGGAAUCCCAGGAUUCAAAGGGAAAACUGGCCAUGUUGGCUUUCCUGGACAGAAGGGUGAGGCCGGACCUUCAGGCCCACCGGGACCUUCUGGAAGACCGGGACAUGACGGGGAUCCUGGCACUCCAGGACCUCAGGGACGACCUGGACCUCCGGGCCACCUUGGCUCCACAGGCCCUGCUGGACCUCCAGGACCUCCAGGCCCAUCAGGAGUGGGCGUUAAAGGAGAUAAAGGCCAGGGUGGAGAAAGAGGUCUUCCAGGGAUGGUCGGACCUCCGGGACCACCUGGACAUCCGGGACCUUUAGGGGAGCCCGGCAGCGACGGCGUUCCCGGCAAAGACGGGUCGGCGGGUGUACCGGGGGACAGUGGGCAGCCGGGUCAGAAGGGAGAACCAGGAGCUCCCGGCCAGAGGGGCGCUCCGGGGGAGAGAGGAAGGCCCGGCCCCCCUGGCGGCGGCGGAUAUCACUCCAAGGACGCUCAGCCCAUGAUGGGUCCAGCUGGACCGCGAGGAGAGAGGGGAAGCCCGGGGUCAGCGGGUCCUCCUGGACCCGCUGGCGCUCCAGGCUCACCAGGAAAUGAUGCUGUCGUCAAUUAUGACGACAUCAAGAACUUCAUCCGCCAGCAGGUCAUCAAGGUGUUUGACGAGAGGAUGGCGUACUACAUGUCUCGCAUGCAGAUGCCCGUAGAGAUGGUGGCAUCUCCGGGUCGGCCCGGGCCUCCGGGAAAAGCCGGCUCUCCGGGUAAUCCCGGGGCUCCCGGCGCGCCCGGACUCCCGGGACAGAUCGGCAGGCAAGGCCGGCAGGGACCCCUGGGACCUCCAGGCCCUCAAGGACCACAGGGAGUUAAAGGAGACAAGGGUGUAGGAGAGGCCGGAGAUGUAGGACCUCCAGGAGCACCGGGUGUUCCCGGCGCACCGGGCUACGGUAAGAUGGGCCCCCCUGGUCCUGUUGGCCAGCAGGGCGUUCCGGGGAUCCCGGGCCCUCCUGGACAUCCCGGAGGAAGUGGAAAAGAUGGCCGCUGCAAUCCCGCAGACUGUAUGAGCCAUCAAGUAGAAUACAGCCCCAAAGGCCCACCGAUCAAGGGCCCCUGGUAGAGGACCGGAGGGGCCGGAGGGACUGAAGCAAAGAGACUAUAUGGAGAAGACAGAGACCACGACCCAAAGUUAUUGAAUCUGAAUGUGGGAGACAGGAGCUGCCUUUGUUGUUGAAUAGAUUAAUUUACCCGCUGAGAUUUCUGCUAUAGUUCUGGAAAAAAAAAAAAAAUCCCCUCUUUCUCUCUCAGCGCCCCAGUGGACCUGAGGCCUGCACAGCCACACCAGCAGCACAUGCAAAUGCUCCUUUUUCGCUUUCCUGUAAUGUAAAAUUCAUCUCUAUAUUACUGUCUUAUUUCAACUUUGCCUGUUUUUUUUUUUAUUGUUGUUUUUUUUUUUUCCCUUCUCCUUCUGUGUUACAUUUUCAAACAGCCCUGGGGAGGUGACAAGAAUCACAAUCCUUGUUUUGUCCUCCAUGAUUAAUUCUGGCCUCUGCUUUCUUUUUUUUUCUCUUUCUUUUCUUUCCUUUUUUUCACCCACUUUCUUUGUCUGAAUCUGUAGGCAGAGAAUCCACACAAUUACUGUAAGACACUUGCUUCCAUCUCUCAUAUCUUUGUUUCUUCUUUAUGCAAUCCAUUCUGAGUGCAGCCCAUGCAUUUCUAAUAUGCUGUCUGACUGCUUGAGGUGGGGUACAUUUUUGAUUUUUACUUGUAAGAGAAAAAAUCCCAAGAAAUGUAUUUCAGUUGUGCGGAAACAAGUCGUUGCAAAGAUACACUCUUACCCUCCUUGAUGGAUUUGACUGUUUUUUUUUUUUUUUUGUAUAUAUUUAUAUUUAUGCACAGUGGCUUUUUAUACUUUUUAAAGGCUUUUAUGAGAGUAAGCCAUUGAGCUUUCAUUAUAAGUGGUUGUGCUGCAAGUACAAAAAAAAACAACAUAUUUUUCUAAGGUCUAUAAUGUUGCAAAAAGGAUUAAUGUGUUCAGUAAAGAAAAAAAGAGGAGGAAUUAUUUAUGGAGGAAAAUUGCGUGUACACAGAAAGCUUGCCGGCUUUCAUAAUAACGUUGCUAAAGUUCAUUUCGUGUCCUUUUGAAUCCACUAUUUUUGGCAAAAGCAGCCGUUUUUUAAGCUGCUCAUUUUGUACUCGGACGUAGCUUCACUGCAACAUUUGAGCCCAUUCACUACAGGUACUGUAAUGCAACACUUUCACUCACCAAAGAAGCAUCACACGACACUUUUAUACUGUUAGACAUUACUAUAGUUUUUUUUUUUAUCGGUCAUAUUUUUUAAAAAAGAAUCAUUUUUGUAUCUGUAAAUCUGGGCUUUUAAAGUGUUCCUGUCUUACACGCUCUGUCGUUCUCACCGUCAGACUUUUGUUUCUCACAAGCUAACUCAUGGGAAAUGUUAAAAUUAAUUAAAUUGCUUUUCAAA